AUGACCCUGUUCACCUAUCACCUAGACAACACCCCGGACCAGCACCCUGGAACCCCCAGCCACGACCACAGCAACACCUACCUCAAUGCCCACCACAGCCAGCGCAGCACAGACCUACCCCAGCCAGCUUCAGAGCCACCCAGACGCGGCUUCCCACCCCCUGCCCCCAAGCACAGACCACCCCAGCCCAGCUUCAGAGCCACUCAGACGAGGCUUCCCACCCCCUGCCCCCAGCACAGAGCACCCCAGCCCAGCUUCAGAGCCACCCAGACGAGGCCUCCCACCCCCCUGCCCCCAGCACAGACCACCCCAGCCCAGCUUCAGAGCCACCCAGACGAGGCCUCCCACCCCCUGCCCCCACACAGACCACCCCAGCCCAGCUUCAGAGCGACUCAGACGAGGACUCCCACCCCCUGCCCCCAGCACAGACCACCCCAGCCCAGCUUCAGAGCCACCCAGACGAGGCUUCCUACCCCCUGCCCCUCAGCACAGACCACCCCAGCCCAGCUUCAGAGCCACCCAGACGAGGCCUCCCACCCCCUGCCCCCAGCACAGACCACCCCAGCCCAGCUUCAGAGCCACCCAGACGAGGCUUCCCACCGCCCUGCCCCCAGCACAGACCACCCCAGCCCAGCUUCAGAGCCACCCAGACGAGGACUCCCACCCCCUGCCCCCAGCACAGACCACCCCAGCCCAGCUUCAGAGCCACCCAGACGAGGCUUCCCACCCCCUGCCCCCAGCACAGACCAGCCCAGCUUCAGAGCCACCCAGACGAGGCCUCCCACCCCCUGCCCCCAGCACAGACCACCCCAGCCCAGCUUCAGAGCCACCCAGACGAGGCCUCCUACCCCCUGCCCCCACCACAGACCACCCCCAGCCCAGCUUCAGAGCCACCCAGACGAGGCCUCCCACCCCCUGCCCCCAGCACAGACCACCCCAGCCCAGCUUCAGAGCAACCCAGACGAGGCUUCCCACCCCUGCCCCCCAGCACAGACCACCCCAGCCCAGCUUCAGAGCCACCCAGACGAGGCUUCCCACCCCCUGCCCCCCAGCACAGACCACCCCAGCCCAGCUUCAGAGCCACCCAGACGAGGCCUCCCACCCCCUGCCCCCCAGCACAGACCACCCCAGCCCAGCUUCAGAGCCACCCAGACGAGGCCUCCUACCCCCUGCCCCCAGCACAGACCACCCCAGCCCAGCUUCAGAGCCACCCAGACGAGGCCUCCCACCCCCUGCCCCCCAGCACAGACCACCCCAGCCCAGCUUCAGAGCCACCCAGACGAGGCCUCCCACCCCCUGCCCCCAGCACAGACCACCCCAGCCCAGCUUCAGAGCCACCCAGACGAGAACUCCUACCCCCUGACCUCCAGCACAGACCACCCCAGCCCAGCUUCAGAGCCACCCAGACGAGAACUCCUACCCCCUGACCUCCAGCACAGACCACCCCAGCCCAGCUUCAGAGCCACCCAGACGAGGCCUCCCACCCCCCUGCCCCCAGCACAGACCACCCCAGCCCAGCUUCAGAGCCACCCAGACGAGGCCUCCCACCCCCUGCCCCCAGCACAGACCACCCCAGCCCAGCUUCAGAGCCACCCAGACGAGGCUUCCCACCCCCUGCCCCCAGCACAGACCACCCCAGCCCAGCUUCAGAGCCACCCAGACGAGGCCUCCCACCCCUGCCCCCAGCACAGACCACCCCAGCCCAGCUUCAGAGCCACCCAGACGAGGCCUCCCACCCCCUGCCCCCAGCACAGACCACCCCAGCCCAGCUUCAGAACCACCCCAGCCCAGCUUCAGAGCCACCCAGACGAGGCCUCCCACCCCCCUGCCCCCCAGCACAGACCACCCCAGCCCAGCUUCAGAGCCACCCAGACGAGGCUUCCCACCGCCCUGCCCCCAGCACAGACCACCCCAGCCCAGCUUCAGAGCCACCCAGACGAGGACUCCCACCCCCUGCCCCCAGCACAGACCACCCCAGCCCAGCUUCAGAGCCACCCAGACGAGGCUUCCCACCCCCUGCCCCCAGCACAGACCAGCCCAGCUUCAGAGCCACCCAGACGAGGCCUCCCACCCCCUGCCCCCCAGCACAGACCACCCCAGCCCAGCUUCAGAGCCACCCAGACGAGGCCUCCCUGCCCCCUGCCCCCAGCACAGACCACCCCCAGCCCAGCUUCAGAGCCACCCAGACGAGGCCUCCCACCCCCCCUGCCCCCCAGCACAGACCACCCCAGCCCAGCUUCAGAGCAACCCAGACGAGGCUUCCCCCCCUGCCCCCAGCACAGACCACCCCAGCCCAGCUUCAGAGCCACCCAGACGAGGCUUCCCACCCCCUGCCCCCAGCACAGACCACCCCAGCCCAGCUUCAGAGCCACCCAGACGAGGCCUCCCACCCCCUGCCCCCAGCACAGACCACCCCAGCCCAGCUUCAGAGCCACCCAGACGAGGCCUCCUGCCCCCCCUGCCCCCAGCACAGACCACCCCAGCCCAGCUUCAGAGCCACCCAGACGAGGCCUCCCACCCCCUGCCCCCAGCACAGACCACCCCAGCCCAGCUUCAGAGCCACCCAGACGAGGCCUCCCACCCCUGCCCCCAGCACAGACCACCCCAGCCCAGCUUCAGAGCCACCCAGACGAGAACUCCUACCCCCUGACCUCCAGCACAGACCACCCCAGCCCAGCUUCAGAGCCACCCAGACGACAACUCCUACCCCCUGACCUCCAGCACAGACCACUCCAGCCCAGCUUCAGAGCCACCCAGACGAGGCCUCCCACCCCCUGCCCCCAGCACAGACCACCCCAGCCCAGCUUCAGAGCCACCCAGACGAGGCCUCCCACCCCCCUGCCCCCAGCACAGACCACCCCAGCCCAGCUUCAGAGCCACCCAGACGAGGCUUCCCACCCCCCUCACCCCCCCAGCACAGACCACCCCAGCCCAGCUUCAGAGCCACCCAGACGAGGCCUCCCACCCCCUGCCCCCAGCACAGACCACCCCAGCCCAGCUUCAGAGCCACCCAGACGAGGCCUCCCACCCCUGCCCCCAGCACAGACCACCCCAGCCCAGCUUCAGAGCCACCCAGACGAGAACUCCCACCCCCUGCCCCCAGCACAGACCACCCCAGCCCAGCUUCAGAGCCACCCAGACGAGGCCUCCCACCCCCCUGCCCCCAGCACAGACCACCCCAGCCCAGCUUCAGAGCCACCCAGACGAGGCCUCCCACCCCCCUGCCCCCCAGCACAGACCACCCCAGCCCAGCUUCAGAGCCAUCCAGACGAGGCUUCCCACCCCCUGCCCCCAGCACAGACCACCCCAGCCCAGCUUCAGAGCCACCCAGACGAGGCCUCCCACCCCUGCCCCCCAGCACAGACCACCCCAGCCCAGCUUCAGAGCCACCCAGACGAGGCCUCCCACCCCUGCCCCCACCACAGACCACCCCAGCCCAGCUUCAGAGCCACCCAGACGAGGCCUCCUGCCCCCUGCCCCCAGCACAGACCACCCCAGCCCAGCUUCAGAGCCACCCAGACGAGGCCUCCUACCCCCUGCCCCCCAGCACAGACCACCCCAGCCCAGCUUCAGAGCCACCCAGACGAGGCCUCCCACCCCCUGCCCCCAGCACAGACCACCCCAGCCCAGCUUCAGAGCCACCCAGACGAGGCCUCCCACCCCCUGCCCCCCAGCAAAGACCACCCCAGCCCAGCUUCAGAGCCACCCAGACGAGCACAGACCACCCCAGCCCAGCUUCAGAGCCACCCAGACGAGGCCUCCCACCCCCUGCCCCCAGCACAGACCACCCCAGCCCAGCUUCAGAGCCACCCAGACGAGGCCUCCCACCCCCUGCCCCAGCACAGACCACCACAGCCCAGCUUCAGAGCCAUCCAGACGAGGCUUCCCACCCCCUGCCCCCAGCACAGACCACCCCAGCCCAGCUUCAGAGCCACCCAGACGAGGCCUCCCACCCCUGCCCCCAGCACAGACCACCCCAGCCCAGCUUCAGAGCCACCCAGACGAGGCCUCCCACCCCUGCCCCCACCACAGACCACCCCAGCCCAGCUUCAGAGCCACCCAGACGAGGCCUCCUACCCCCCUGCCCCCAGCACAGACCACCCCAGCCCAGCUUCAGAGCCACCCAGACGAGGCUUCCCACCCCCUGCCCCCAGCACAGACCACCCCAGCCCAGCUUCAGAGCCACCCAGACGAGGCCUUCCCACCCCCUGCCCCCCAGCACAGACCACCCCAGCCCAGCUUCAGAGCCACCCAGACGAGGCCUCCCACCCCCCUGCCCCCCAGCACAGACCACCCCAGCCCAGCUUCAGAGCCACCCAGACGAGGCCUCCCACCCCCCUGCCCCCAGCACAGACCACCCCAGCCCAGCUUCAGAGCCACCCAGACGAGGCCUCCCACCCCCUGCCCCCAGCACAGACCACCCCAGCCCAGCUUCAGAGCCACCCAGACGAGGCCUCCCACCCCCUGCCCCCAGCACAGACCACCCCAGCCCAGCUUCAGAGCCACCCAGACGAGAACUCCCACCCCCUGACCUCCAGCACAGACCACCCCAGCCCAGCUUCAGAGCCACCCAGACGAGAACUCCUACCCCCUGACCUCCAGCACAGACCACCCCAGCCCAGCUUCAGAGCCACCCAGACGAGGCCUCCCACCCCCUGCCCCCAGCACAGACCACCCCAGCCCAGCUUCAGAGCCACCCAGACGAGGCCUCCCACCCCCUGCCCCCCAGCACAGACCACCCCAGCCCAGCUUCAGAGCCACCCAGACGAGGCCUCCUACCCCCUGCCCCCCAGCACAGACCACCCCAGCCCAGCUUCAGAGCCACCCAGACGAGGCCUCCCACCCCUGCCCCCAGCCCAGCCCCAGAGCCACCCAGACGAGGCCUCCUACCCCCUGCCCCCCACCGCAGACCCACACCAGCAGGAGGAGCCACAUCCCAGCAGGCAGAGCUACGCAAAGGCUAACCCUGGCUCUAUAACCCUGACCCUGGAACUAUAA
Molecule: messenger RNA, 4998 nt
Organism: Oncorhynchus nerka (sockeye salmon)
Lineage: Eukaryota; Metazoa; Chordata; Actinopteri; Salmoniformes; Salmonidae
Product: proline-rich protein 36-like
Exons: 5
Coding region: 1-4998 (1665 amino acids)
Source: RefSeq, a predicted model, not a curated record